AUGGAGCUCACCCCGGUGCGCGCUCGAGGCAAGCGAAAAACGCGGCCGAGUCAGGCCGCCGACUUACCCGCAGGCAAAAAGCGACGCCCAGGCAGACCACGCACCCGCCCGUUGUCGCCGCUUCGCGCAUGGAAACCGAAGUACCUUGAGCUGCAGCAACAAUGGCACCCCGGCAGAGAAAUACUACCCCCAGGCAAAGAUCUGCCCACCCGGCCGAUCACGAAGUGGGACUUACCGCUACCCUGGCCAGAGGAGCUCCCCGGUUCGCUCUCGCAGUCGCAGACGCAGACGGAUACACAAAUGUCGACGCUGCCUGACGGCGCUCAGACACCCUUGAUAAAGAAGAAGAAGCGACGGUCCUCGUAUAUGAGGAAGCUGUCGCCCCUGGAACGCUUACCGGCCGAAGUGCUGCAGCAGAUUUUCCUUAACAGCAUGAACAUGAACCUCCCCGUCGCAAGCAUCGAGCUGCUUCACAAGCUGAACAGCGACCACAUCAAGCUCGAAUUUUCGUUUCGCAUGCUUUACUGGCCGGAUGAUGAGGAACGGACGGAAAACAUGGAUCUUCCCGACAUGCAGGGCAAGCUGCUCUCGCUGCGCUUUUUCGACUGGGACUUCUACAAGAAAUACGCCGCGAAGGCAUGUGAGAGGUUUGGCGCGUGGCCGUGGUUGCAGGAACAAGAUCCUCACGCCACGUUGGAAGAGCUCCUCCUACGGCGUGAAGCUGAUUACGAUGUCUUGGACCGCUUCAACCUAGGAUGCGAGCACGCUGAGGAGAUUCCCCCUUUCCUGAGGUUACAUGAGAAGACACCACUGCCAGCAAAGCUCCUCAAGGGCCCGUGGUACUACGGAAAGCACAUGAUGCUUCGUUUCUUCUUUAUUCAGAACCUUGGAAUCGAUCACGACAACUCAACCACAUCGGAGACGCUUAUCGAGGGCCUCAUGGGCAUCGCCAAGGAAAAAGAGUCGGACUACAUCGAAAUCGCCAAGUGGCUUAUUUGUAUUGCCAUUGCUUCGGACAUCCAGCUGCCUCAGAAGCUGCUCCGGCGUGCUGUCAUUGAUGGUGGCUGCGAUGAAGACUUAGUGGAGAGCAUGCUUACCUGGAGCUUGCACAGCGAAAUCGAGUACUUUGAUCCCAUGUUGUGGAAUUGGGCUGAGCGGGCGCCUGAAAAGCAAAAGGGACGCUGGCUGAUGAAUCAAUUGAGGGCAGCUGCAACUAACAAGGAGGAGCUUAUCGCUGAAGAACAGGCCGAGGAAGAAUAG
Molecule: messenger RNA, 1260 nt
Organism: Lasiodiplodia theobromae
Lineage: Eukaryota; Fungi; Ascomycota; Dothideomycetes; Botryosphaeriales; Botryosphaeriaceae
Exons: 1
Coding region: 1-1260 (419 amino acids)
Source: RefSeq, a predicted model, not a curated record